UCAGAAAAAAGGGGUAUGAACCGGUUCGACAAUUAAGUGAUCCUAAUAAUAAGUAGACUUGUAACACAAACAAACUACGCAACCAAAGCCCUAAUUUCACUCAACUUUCUUCUUCUAUUGCACCUUCAAUCGUUAUAUGCUUUCACCGCCUUUCAAUUCUGCUGUUGAUUCUUGGAUUCAAAAGCUGUGUUCAUUUUGGAGUUUUGACUGUUGAAGAUGAUUGUGGAUCAGAAUAUGGUGGCAGAAACGGAGAUAAUUUGUCAGAACAUAAGUGGUGCGGUUUUAGAUGUGCAAUAUCAUGUAAACAGCUCUGCUUCGACUCCCCCGAUCUUUCAUGAACUCCGUGUUUCGGACUCGGUUUCAUCCGAAAUCUCGGGCUUUGAAUCGGUUGUCAGUUGUUCGGAGACCAUUAAAAGUACUGUUGUGGAGUCUUCACCUGGCAAGUCUUUUCCAAGAAUCCGUUCUGGUAGCUAUGCUGAAAUUGGACGUAGAGUGUCAAUGGAUGACGACCACAUUUGUAUUGAUGAUCUAUCUGCUUGUCUGGGGUCUCUUUUAAAGUGUCCUAUGCCAAGUGCUUUCUAUGGUGUAUUUGAUGGUCACGGUGGACCAGAAGCAGCUGUUUUUAUCAAGAAUAAUGCUGUGAAAUUAUUUUUUGAGGAUGCUGAUUUGCCACCAAUAUCUGUUAUUGAUGAUGUUUUUUUAGCUGAGUUGGAAAAUUCUCAUAGGCGAGCAUUUUCACUUGCAGAGCAUGCCUUGGUUGAUGAACGCAGAGUUGGCAGAGGAUGUGGUACAACUGCGCUGACUGCUUUAGUACUUGGAAGGCAUUUACUGGUUGCAAAUGCUGGUGACUGCCGAGCAGUUCUCUGUAGAAAAGGAGUUGCUGUUGAUAUGUCUCAAGACCAUAGGCCUUCCUAUCUUGCAGAACGCAGACGAGUGGAGGAGUUAGGGGGAUAUAUUGAUGAUGGUUAUGUUAAUGGUUGUCUGUCUGUCACUCGAGCCUUGGGAGACUGGGACUUGAAACGCCCACUUGGGUCUGCUUCUUUUCUCAUCGCUGACCCAGAUAUUCAACGAGUUGUGUUAACAGAGGAUGAUGAAUUCCUAAUCAUUGGGUGUGAUGGUAUCUGGGAUGUCAUGUCAAGCCAGUAUGCAGUUAGCCUUGUCCGCAGGGGUCUGAGGCGACAUGAUGACCCACAGCAAUGGGCUCAAGAACUAGUGAUGGAGGCAUCACGCCUAAAUUCAUCAGAUAAUCUCACUGCAAUUGUUAUCUGCUUCAUUUCCCUUGCUCGUGCAGAGUCAUCUCUUCCGCGGCGUAGGUUCAGGUGCACAAGUUUAUCUGAGGAGGCACAAAAUAGACUGAGGAGCUUUUUAGAAGGCAAUUGAUCGUGUAUACAAAUUAUUUCACACAUUAUUUACUGGUAAAGUUGAGGAGUGAUUGUUUUCUGUUUUAAGGCUGUUUCAAAUGGUUUAAAGAAAAAGGAAAGGCAGCCAGCAAUUUUGCAGGUGUAGAAGACAGAACUCUAGGCUUUUGGAAUUAUUCUUGUUUCAAUGAAUUUGUGUUUCUGCAA
Messenger RNA from Mangifera indica (mango), 1565 nucleotides. Its product is annotated as probable protein phosphatase 2C 13. The transcript has 2 exons. Gene Ontology annotation, molecular function: protein serine/threonine phosphatase activity; cation binding. The coding region runs from base 217 to 1380 and encodes 387 amino acids. The record is from RefSeq and is a predicted model, not a curated record. Lineage: Eukaryota; Viridiplantae; Streptophyta; Magnoliopsida; Sapindales; Anacardiaceae. Gene Ontology annotation, biological process: protein dephosphorylation.